Molecule: messenger RNA, 2080 nt
Organism: Oncorhynchus nerka (sockeye salmon)
Lineage: Eukaryota; Metazoa; Chordata; Actinopteri; Salmoniformes; Salmonidae
Product: F-box only protein 6-like
Exons: 6
Coding region: 19-726 (235 amino acids)
Biological process (GO): glycoprotein catabolic process; SCF-dependent proteasomal ubiquitin-dependent protein catabolic process
Cellular component (GO): cytoplasm; SCF ubiquitin ligase complex
Molecular function (GO): protein binding; ubiquitin protein ligase activity
Source: RefSeq, a predicted model, not a curated record
GUACACCACUUUUUCGCAAUGAAUAGGAUAACAAAGUGGGGUCAAUUAUAUAAAACACGCAACGAUUCGGACUCAAGUUCGGUCCUGGAAAACUUCAAUGGCAAGCUACCUAUGCUCCCUCUGGAGGUCCUGGAGGAGAUACUGCUGAAUGUACAUCCACACCAGGUGGUGUGUGUCUGUCGACUGGUCUGUCAUGAGUGGAAAGAAGUAGUAGACAGUGAUUCUCUUUGGAGAGAGAGGUGCCGAAGAGAGGGAUACCAGACACAUGAUGCCACUAAACUACCUGAAGACUGGCGUUUAUUUUACUUCUUGUGUAAGAAGAGACGUAAUCUUAUCAAAAACCCCGGAGCAGAGGAUAAAUUCAAUGGCUGGCAGAUCAUGAAGAAUGGAGGGGAUCAAUGGAACAUAGGGUCAGCGGACCUUAAUAACACAGCCACAAAAUACUUUGUGACUUCUUACGCGACCUGCAUGAAGUCUCAGCUGAUUGACUUGGAGGAAGAGGGUUACAGGCCUUCUUUAAUGGAUGCCUUUCAGCCUGCCAUAGUAAUAUCUGACUGGUAUGCUCCACGCCAGGACUGUGGCUCUGAAUAUGAGAUCUGUGUUGAGUUGCUAAAUCAAAAGAAGAAGCCAAUUAGGAAGUUUAGUCCAGAUGCUGUCAUCUUUCAACAGUGGAAUGAUCAGAAAUGGAAUCAGGACAAUGACUCAACACACCUCCAGGCUGUGUAAGGGCUACUUGACCAAGAAGGAGAGUGAUGGAAUGCUGCAUCAGAUGACCUGCCCUCCUCCCAAUUGAGAUGGUUUGGGAUGAGUUGGAAAAGCAGCCAACAAGUGCUCAACAUAUGUGGGAACACCAACACUGUUGGAAAAGCAUUCCAGGUGAAGUUGGUUGAGAGAAUGCCAAGAGUGCACAAAGCUGUUAAAGUAAAGGGUGGCUACUUUUGAAGAAUAUAAAAUAUAUUUUGCUUUGUUUAACACUUUUUGGUUAUCACAUGAUUCCAUAUUUUAUUUCAUAGUGUUGAUGUCUUCACUAUUAAUCUACAAUGUAGAAAAUAAAAAACAAACCUUGACUGCUACUGUAUAUUGAGAGAAUACACAGAUUACAUGGUGCACUGCAUAAGGAUAAGGAUAUACAGUGCAUUUGGAAAUUAUUCAGACAUUAUAGAAAUGUUUCCAAAUGUAGAUUUUUUUUAAAAACAUACCUUAUGUAAAUAAGUAUUGAGACAUUUUGCUAUGAUGUUCAAAAUUGAGCUCAGGUGCAUCCUGUUUCCAGUGAUCAUCCUUGAGAUGUUUCUACAACUUGAUUGGAGUCCACCUGUGGUAAAUUCAAUUGAUUGGACAUGAUUUGGAAAGGCACACGCCUAUCUAUAUAAGGUCCCACAGUUGACAGUGCAUGUCAGAGCAAAAACCAAGACAUGAGGUUGAAGGAAUUGUCUGUAGAGCUCCGAGACGGGAUCGUGUCAUGGCACAGAUCUGGGGAAGGGGACCAAAACAUUUCUGCAGCAUUGAAGGUCCCCAAGAACAGUGGCCUCCAUUCUUAAAUGCAAUAGUACAGAGAGAUCCUCAAUGAAAACCUGCUCAGGACCUCAGGCUGGGGGGGCGAAGACAACCAAAACAACGCAGGAGUGGCUUUGUGACAAGUCUCUGAAUGUCCUUGAACGGCCCAGCCAGAGCCUGGACUUGAACCCGAUUGAACAUCUCUGGAGAGAUCAUAAAAUCGUUGUGCAGUGAUGCUGAUGAUGAUGAUACAAGAAGUAACUAUUUUUCAUAAAAUUGUACAGUUAUCUUAGCUAGCUGAAUUGCUAGCUGAAUUGUUUACUUGUUGCUAAGCAGUUGCUAGGGACUCUCCUGGAAGAAGCUAGCUAGCUUACAAAGAAUAACAACAAAAAAUAUCUAGUUAACAGAAGAAAGGAAGACAAAAUAAGGACAGAAGAAAAAGGAAAAGAAAAAGGACAACAAAGUGAAACCUCUAAAGAAACAAGAGACCAUAAUACAAGAAACAGCACUAUAGAGAGAUAGAACAACAACAACGCAGCCACUGCCAGCUAGCCUACUUCAGCAGUACUGUAUCAUUUGAAUUAUU